UUUAGAAUAGCGCUGAUAAAGGAGAUAGGUCUUCUCAUAAAGGGAGACCACCAAAUUAUAAAGAAUUAUAUAAUGAAUAUAUAUUUUUAUCAUGGAAAUGAAUAAUUUCUUAGAAAAAUAUAAAGUAUCAAAAUAAACUGCUCUCAAAUCAGCAUGUUGAAAUCUUGCUUCUUUCUGACCAGUCGCCUUUUUUAGUCCGAUAUUUCUUUUUAAAUGUUAGCAUUUUCAAUUAGAUUACAAGAUAUUCUAGUAUGUGAGCCAAGGUCUCUGCAAAAUUAACAAUUAAGAGUUUGUACUCUACAGCCACAUGGCUUGGCUUUAAGUCCUGGCUCUACCAUUUAUUUAGCUAUAUGACCCUGACCUUAAGCAAAUUACUUAAAUUUUCUGUGCUUUAUUUUCCUCAUCUUUAUAAGGCGAAUGAUGGUGCUAAUAAUAACAAUAAUUGCUUAAUAGGGUUGUUAUUAAGACUAAAUUAGGUAAUGCACAAAGAAAACUAUUAGUAGAGAACUGACACAGGUAAGACAUGUUAGUCUUUUUUUGUUAUUGUUCUUGGCUUUAUUUAUUUAUUCAAGAAAUAUUUCUGAACAUCUAUCUCUGUGUCUGUUCUACUGUAGAUACUGGGACUGUGGAAGUAAACAAACAAAAAAGUAGCUGACUUAAAAUUUACAGGCAACUGGGCAAGACAGAUAAUAAACAUAACAGUGUACUUUGGAAGAGUGACAAGAUCACUGAUCUGUUGUGUCGUAGUUGUAACCAAUAAAAAUAGCUUUUUGCAAUUAUGUUUAAUACAGUACUCAUUUUUAUUUUAACCUCUAGUUAACCUAUGUGAUGACAAAAAUGAGCAAAAUCUCGGACUUCAGGAAGGAAAACUUAGAUUUGAAUCUUAGCUCUGCUCUAUACUUACCUUUAGUCAAGUUUACUUAAGAUUUCUGCUUUGAUCUUUUUGUAAAACGUGGAUAAUGUACCUCUCUCCCAGAACUGUGAUGAGAUUGAAUGAAUUACAUGGCAUAUUGCUUGAAACAUGUUAGAUUCUCUUCCUUUCCCUCUCUCUAUUCAUGCCUUCAUUUACUUUGGUCCACUAUUAUUAAUUUCUUCUGUUUUUGGUCCUUUUGUAUUUUGUUCUCUGGGAACAUAUGGUACAUGUGCAUUAGUAUACAGUUAAAAGUAAUCAUAGUAGAAGACUUAUUUUAUCUUUACAUAUUUUGCUAUAUUGCAGGUGAAAGAGAAACAAUAAAAUGGAAUGGGAAAACCAAACCAUUCUGGUGGAAUUUUUUCUGAGGGGGCUUUCUGGCUACCCAAGGCUUGAGCUACUCUUUUAUGUGCUAAUCUCCAUAAUGUAUGUGGUCAUCCUCCUGGGCAAUGGCACCCUUAUUUUAAUCAGCAUCGUAGACUCCCACCUUCACACCCCUAUGUACUUCUUCCUGGGGAACCUCUCCUUCCUGGACAUCUGCUACACCACCACCUCUAUCCCCACUAUGCUGGUGAUCUUCCUGUCAGAAAGAAAGACCAUCUCCUUCUCUGGCUGUGCAAUGCAGAUGUUCCUGGGCUUGGCCAUGGGGACAACAGAGUGUGUGCUCCUGGGCAUGAUGGCCUUUGACCGGUAUGUGGCUAUCUGCAACCCUCUGAGAUAUUCUGUCCUCAUGAGCAAGGCUUCCUAUGUGCCCAUGGCAGCUGGGUCCUGGAUCAUAGGAGGUGUCAACUCUGCUGUACAAACAGCAUUUGUGGUACAAUUGCCUUUCUGUAGGAAUAAUGUCAUCAAUCACUUCUCCUGUGAGAUUCUGGCUGUCAUGAAACUGGCCUGUGCUGACAUCUCAGGCAAUGAGUUCAUCAUGCUUGUGGCCACGACAUUGUUCAUAUUGAUGCCCUUGUUGUUUAUCAUUAUCUCUUACACAUUAAUUAUUGUCAGCAUCCUGAAAAUUCGCACUUCUGAGGGGAGAAGCAAAGUCUUCUCUACCUGCUCAGCUCACCUGACUGUGGUGAUAAUAUUCUAUGGAACCAUUCUCUUCAUGUACAUGAAACCUAAGUCUAAAGAGACACUUACUUCGGAUGACUUGAAUGCCACUGACAAACUUAUAUCCGUGUUCUAUGCAAUCAUUACUCCUAUGAUAAAUCCUUUAAUCUACAGUCUUAGGAACAAGGAUGUGAAAGAUGCAGUAAAACACCUACUGAGAAGAAAACAUUUUUUUAUAAGUGAAUGGGAAAGGAACAGGUAAUUUUUAUAAUCACAAUGUAGAGAUCACUGAGGGAUACUGAAGUGUUAAAUAGGUUCUUGCUGCUGUGUCAAAUUUUCCUCUCAAAUCUCUCAAGCUCUAAAAUAAUAUUUUUUGGUACAGUACAUAUGAAAGUAAAUAAAGAGAUAUCAGUGUUUUAGGAAUCAAGGGUUAUAAUUUGUUGUUGAUGAGCUUGCUUGUGAGGGAGCAUAGAGGGAUGGUGUAAUGGGGAGAGAGAUUUUCAGACAGGAAAAAGCUACGCUAGUAUUAAAACUGUAACUUUUUUUUUUUGGUAAAAAUAUUUCCAAAACCAAUUUUAUAUUUCCUUAAUUUCUUUACAAGACAGAAUUAAAGCUAGUUUUUGACUUUUAAAACUCAGUUAAAAUUAUGAAUUUCUAAUGGCAUAAUUAGUAAAAUAAUUUAACUUGCAGUCUUUUCAAAUAUGUAAUGCUGAUUGUCGUCUGUUUAGAAGCUGAAUACCAUUACACUUGUUGUUUAUAGAGUAGUAUUAUUUUAUUAAGUGUUUGUUAAUCUCUAAAAAGGAAGCAUUAAGUUAUUCUUUUCUACUUUCAACAUAUCUACUUUGGCAGUUUUCUUUCUAAUUACUUUCUGAUACAUGGGAUCUAACUGCUUUGGACUUGGAACCAAAUAACUGAUUUUAAAAGCUGCUUGAAAAAUUAAAGUAACGUCUGAGUCAAAUAUCCACUGAUAAAAGUAGAGCUGCGUCUUUUUCUUUUUACCAUUGGCUCUUUAUCCAUGAAGUAUAUUGCUGAUCCAAGAGGAAUCUGUUAUUAGGAAGUGUAAUCUACCUUUUAGAUGGUUUUUACAUUUGAUUUUUUUCUGAGUUUUAUAUUUCUUUCCUUUGUUAUGGUAACC
Sus scrofa (pig) is the source of this 3086-nucleotide messenger RNA. Its product is annotated as olfactory receptor 13C9-like. Gene Ontology annotation, cellular component: membrane. The record is from RefSeq and is a predicted model, not a curated record. Gene Ontology annotation, biological process: G protein-coupled receptor signaling pathway. NCBI's taxonomy places the organism in Eukaryota, Metazoa, Chordata, Mammalia, Artiodactyla, Suidae. Gene Ontology annotation, molecular function: olfactory receptor activity; G protein-coupled receptor activity.